AUUGUGAUAUAUUUGCCCACAAAUCAAGGGCAAAAUUUACUACAGCUACUACAUUUUUUUCCCAGAAAAGAAAAUUCUUUUCUUGACAAAAGAUGAAGGCAUGGAAGUAUGAUGAAUAUGGAAGUGUUGAUGUGCUGAAACUGGCUACUGAUGUGGCGGUUCCUGAGAUCAAAGAUGAUCAGGUGUUGGUUAAGGUGGUUGCUGCUGCUCUUAACCCUGUUGAUUACAAAAGGAGGCUUGGUUACUUUAAAGCUAUCGAUUCUCCUUUGCCGAUUAUUCCAGGAUUUGACGUCGCUGGGGUAGUUGUGAAGGUUGGAAGCCAAGUAAAAGGACUGAAGGAAGGAGAUGAAGUAUACGGUGAUAUUAACGAUAAGGGUCUAGAUGGGCCUACACAGUUUGGAACAUUGGCUGAGUACACAGCGGUUGAGGAGAGAUUGUUAGCUUUGAAACCGAAGAACUUGGAUUUUAUACAAGCUGCUGCUCUCCCUCUUGCAAUUGAGACCGCUUAUGAAGGUCUUGAAAGGGCUAAAUUUAGUGAAGGUAAAACAAUCCUUGUUUUAAAUGGUGCUGGUGGAGUUGGAUCAUUCAUAAUUCAGCUUGCAAAACAUGUGUACGGUGCUUCAAAAGUAGCAGCCACAUCUAGUACAGGAAAACUCGAGUUGCUAAAGAGUCUAGGAGCCGAUGUAGCAAUCGACUACACCAAAGAAAACUUUGAAGAUCUACCAGAUAAAUAUGAUGUUGUGUAUGAUGCAAUUGGACAACCGGAGAAAGCAUUGAAGGCGGUUAAUGAAACUGGUGUUGCAGUGUCUAUAACGGGGCCAAUUUCACCGCCAGGAUUCAGCUUUCUUCUCACAUCUGACGGAUCCAUUUUGACAAAACUAAACCCUUACCUGGAGAGUGGAAAGAUCAAAGUGAUAAUUGACCCUAAAAGCCCAUUUCCGUUUGACAAAGUUAAUGAAGCUUAUGCUUACCUUGAGAGCCACCGGGCUACUGGAAAGGUAGUCAUAUACCCGAUUCCUUGAGGUUUGAAAUAAAUUUCCGCGUCAUGGCUUUCUUUACACACCUCUAAUAUAUAUAGUGUGGCUUGCUUUGUGAAAUAGUGAGAAUAAAUAUGGUGUGCAAAGUGCAAAGAGUGUUAUUGUAAUGUUACGAAUUCUUAAUGAAUGUAGCUAUUAUAUUUGGGCUUGAAAAAAAAAGGAAACCAGAGAAAGUGGAAUGAUUCUAUUUGGGCUUGUUUUUAAGUCCAAAAGAAAGUGGGCUGAAAUAAAAGGAAACCAAAAGAAUGUGCAUUCAA
This is a messenger RNA of Helianthus annuus (common sunflower), 1294 nucleotides long. RefSeq names its product 2-methylene-furan-3-one reductase. Bases 93 to 1022 code for a protein of 309 amino acids. The record is from RefSeq and is a predicted model, not a curated record. Gene Ontology annotation, molecular function: oxidoreductase activity, acting on the CH-CH group of donors, NAD or NADP as acceptor; zinc ion binding. Lineage: Eukaryota; Viridiplantae; Streptophyta; Magnoliopsida; Asterales; Asteraceae. The transcript has 4 exons.